Messenger RNA from Lutzomyia longipalpis, 1616 nucleotides. RefSeq lists its product as uncharacterized. NCBI's taxonomy places the organism in Eukaryota, Metazoa, Arthropoda, Insecta, Diptera, Psychodidae. The transcript is spliced from 3 exons. Bases 569 to 1144 code for a protein of 191 amino acids. The record is from RefSeq and is a predicted model, not a curated record.
CAAGUGAAAUACAACCACAAAAGGGGACUUUUCCAAUUAAUUGCGAUUUAGAUCAUUGGGAAAACUCACGUAGUGUUUUUAAAGCGCUCUUUUUUCCUAAUGGGAGUACAAAAAGGCGGGGAGUUAAUGGGUUAUUCUGUGCUCGCGUGGUAAAUUCUGCAUUUUUUUCUCGCGGGCAUCAGCAAGAAAUUUUUGAUUGCUGGGGAAUUCAUUUGCUUUUGAUGACGUAGUCCGCACAAAUACAUAGAGCAGUGGGUAGAUAGUGAAGAGCUAAAUAAUGUAUGUCUGUCCAAGUUGUGGCUUUCUGUAUUCACGCUACGUUACUCAGCUCAGUGUCGGACCAACCAUUGGAUUAACUAGACCUGCGUGCCUUGAUCACAGUUAAAUUUUCAAGAGAAGCUCUUGAAUUGAAAAAAAAAAUUCUCAGUUCGAUCAAAUUGUGCGAAAAAGUGCUCCAGAGUGCUUAAAAGUGAAUUGAAUUAGAAGGAAAAUUUUAAAGAAAAGUGCCUGUGAGUGCCUUUGCGUGACCUUUUGCCACACCAAAACCCCAAGAAAUCAUCAUCAAAAAAUGCCUCUUCUGCGGAAGUGCUGCUGCUGCUUCUCCCUCAAGACGGGCGGAGUAAUUUUGGGCUGGAUUGGAGCUGUGUCAUCCUUCCUUGUUGCCGUCAUUUGCCUCAUUGCCAUCUGCAAUGUGGAGACAAUUAUCAGUGCCAUCAAAGAGCACGUUAAGGAAGAGAAUAUUCAGGAAGAUACUCUCAGAUCGGUCUUGCAGAUCUUUUUGGGUGUCUACAUUGCCCUCUCCUUGAUCGGCCUUAUCUCAGCAUCCCUCCUAAUUGCUGGCUCUGUACGUCGGAAUCGCUACUUUAUCCUGCCAUGGCUCAUCACAUGCGGCAUGAAUCUCCUCUUUGGCCUCCUCUUCAGCCUCUUCCAGGUCGUUGGAGCCAUGACUGCUGAUGUUGGCUAUGGCUUCUUCACGCUCUUCAUCGUUGCCAUCGUGUAUGGAUUCGAGCUCUACCUCUGGUUGGCCAUCUUCUCACUCUUCCAGCAACUCCGCGAAGAGGAGACUAAGGGUGUGGGUGCAGCAGCUCUCAUCUACAAAGCCCCACCAACUGAUGGCCUUCCAGCUUACACGGGCUUUGCUUAAAUCCCAAAUUUUUAAAGGGCCCUCACCUGUGCCACUCACAAGAUUCUUUUUACGUACUCCUCCGCAUUAUUCUUAUUAUUUUUGUGAACCUCUAAUGAGUGCACCGGGUGGGAAUGAAUGAAACAAAGCUGUGAAUUUUUUAUUCGACUAGUAAAAUGUAUUUUCUCUGUAUGAAGGAAAAUCCAACAAAAAAAAUCUCACGAAAGCAAAUUAAGCGUGAAUUCUUCCCAUGGAAUAUGGAAGAAUUCAUCGACAUAUAUUUUCUUACUAUAUUAUUAUUCUUUUACGAAUAAAACAAAAUAAGUUUAGCGUGUGUAAUACCAGAGUUCAAUUUGAUAACGAAUUUAUGUAAAAGUGAAUUAACGAUGUGAGUAGAUUUGGGCGCUUCUCAAUUUUUACGAAGCUGUAUGACCAUUUUUUGUUGUUGAAGAAAUCAAUAAAAUCUCUCAUUUUAUUUUAUAUUACGUAAAAA